UAGCCUAAACAUUAUGAUGCUCCGGACCUUUGCUUGAGGAAAUUUUCCGUAACUGGACCUCGCUGAAGAUUAAUUGAAUAUCCCUGGCCUAAACGAUAUCGACCUGUCCUGUUUGGUCAAUAAAACUGAUAGACUUUAUAGUCAUGAACACUGAUGUUGAUGUUUAACAGUAACCCUCUAUUUACCUAGGGACCAACGUGGUCGCAAUGCACUACAUUUGGUCAUCACUCACUGGCCAAACAUUGUGCCAGCUUGGCCCAUGCCCCGUUCAAAGUUUCGGCUAACCAUGGAGACCAUGCAGCAACGGGCUGAGGACUGCCUGCGGGUGCUCUGUGAACAUGGUGUGGAUCUGAACGCCCGGGUCAGCAACGAUAGCCAGCAAACUGCCCUCCAUCUUGCUGUGCUGUAUGGUGCCGUUCCUGCAGUGGGCAUGCUGGCUAGCUGUGGUGCCAAUGUCAACCUUGCGGACAUGAUUGGCAUGAUUCCACUGCAAAUGGCAGCAGGUGUCCUCCACACCGACAUCACCACCUGUCUCAUUGAGCAUGGUGCAGAUGUUAACAGAGCAGUAGAGUCAUCUGGUAAGAGCCCACUGCACCUGGCUGUACGGGCUGAGGCCAGCAGCUUUGCAGACACCCAGAGCAACAGCCUUAGCUGUGUUAGUGCAUUACUAGAGGGUGGUGUGAAGCCAGAUGCAGUGAACCUCGAAGGUCGGACACCUCUCCACGAGGCCUGCAGUGUGGGCAGGGAAGUGGUGGUGGACGCCCUCCUCCGUUAUGGUGCAGAUAUCAACAAGCUGUCCACACGUGGAGAGACCUGCCUGUUCCUUUUCCUGGAGCACAAGCCAAACCUGAGCAACACACGACUGCUGAGAAAACUUCUCUACCUCACCUUGCCCUUAAAACUAACCAACUCUCAAGAUCUCCUCCCCAGAUGCCUGGAGCUGCCUGAGUAUGCCCAGCAGAGAUGUCAAUUGAUGCAUUUUGCAACACAGCCUCGUGACUUGCAGAGCCUCUGUAAGAUCAGAAUAUACCAACUCUAUGGGGAGGAUGACAAACCCACACUCAGUGAGUUGCUGCCUUCAAAAACAAUUGACUUCAUCUUUGACUACUGGGAAAGCCCACUUGAAAUAGACUUUAACAAGAAUGAUUAAAGUCCACUGCCUCGUU
Molecule: messenger RNA, 1166 nt
Organism: Alosa sapidissima (American shad)
Lineage: Eukaryota; Metazoa; Chordata; Actinopteri; Clupeiformes; Clupeidae
Product: ankyrin repeat domain-containing protein 61-like
Exons: 1
Coding region: 260-1150 (296 amino acids)
Molecular function (GO): protein binding
Source: RefSeq, a predicted model, not a curated record